GAACAGAAAGAGGAUGAUGUUGUUACGCGUAAUCUGAAAGCAAAUGGAGCGCGGAGCUUAGCCGAGGCUGUACGAGGUGAAGAAGAGCGAGAAUGCAUGGAGCAAGUAUUUCUCAGCCGAGCCGUCUCUUCUACGGCCGAAUUAUCUCGAGAGCAUGUUGAUACAGCGGACACGACAGAAUUUCCAGUGCCACCGCCACGUCACAAAAAGCAUGCAACAAAACAAAACGAACAACAAAACUCUCCGUCUGAAGAUCAUUUCUCGAUGAGAGAACGCUGGAGAAAGCUUGAUGUCUCUGGUGCCAUUUUAAGGCCUUUCAGAAGCUGCAAACAGUGCACUAAUUGCUCAUCCUGCCGGUAA
Gongylonema pulchrum is the source of this 360-nucleotide messenger RNA. NCBI's taxonomy places the organism in Eukaryota, Metazoa, Nematoda, Chromadorea, Rhabditida, Gongylonematidae. The record is from the annotation of a GenBank genome assembly.